Molecule: messenger RNA, 1158 nt
Organism: Pristis pectinata (smalltooth sawfish)
Lineage: Eukaryota; Metazoa; Chordata; Chondrichthyes; Rhinopristiformes; Pristidae
Product: monoglyceride lipase-like
Exons: 8
Coding region: 1-1158 (385 amino acids)
Cellular component (GO): membrane
Molecular function (GO): lipase activity
Source: RefSeq, a predicted model, not a curated record
AUGUGUACGGGGUGCUGCUGCUGUUGUGCCCGGCGCCCCAGAAAGGACCGUGUGAGUCCCCACGGUUUGAUUUACAGGGAUUUCCCGCACUUUGUCAACCAGGAUGGGAACUACCUGUUCUGCCGGUACUGGGAACCUGUAACACCCCCAAGGGCUCUGGUGAUGAUAAUACAUGGUGGAGGAGAGCACAGUGGCUGCUAUAUGAACCUUACCUCAAUUUUCACUGACCUCUCCUUGUUUGUAUUUGCACAUGAUCACAUUGGCCACGGGCAGAGUGAAGGCAAACGACUGCAAGUGCCCAGUUUCAGUAUUUAUGCCCGUGACUGCCUGCAGCACAUCGACAUGGUGAGAGGACAUUACCCAACACUGCCUCUGUUCCUAUUGUCACAUUCCUUGGGAGCUCCGAUUGCAUUCGAUGUAGUGACCAAGAAACCAGAUAUUGCUGGGCUGAUAUUUAUUGCACCUUUAGUGCGAAUGAAUCCCGAAUCAGCAAAUGCAUUAAAGAUGUGUUGUGCCAUCAUGCUGUAUCACCUGAUGCCAAACUUAAACUUGGGAAGUUUGGACCCUCAUUGGCUGUCAAGUUCACCAGAAGAGGGACUGCUCCUCAAGUUUUGGCUGCUCUUGAUCUUUGGUCACCCGGUGCGGCUGGGAGUGGGUCGGUCGCGGGAUCGGUCAAGGGGUCUCCCGGCCGGUUUGCCCCUGGGCCUGGCUGAGAUGGCCAUUCACGGGUCCAGGCAGCGGGCAGUCGAAGGUACUGCCCCAGCCGACUGCCCGCUCCUCUUCUGGAGUUAUGUCCGUGCCCGUGUGUCCCUGGAGAAGGAGCACACGGUGCAAAAGAUCUUGGACGACCCUCUCAGCUGUCUUGGACCUUACAAGAUGAGACUUACCAUCCAGGUGUUACAUGCAGUGGAAAAGCUUGAGAAACUAAUGCCGAGCAUCACAAUCCCCGUGCUGAUUGCACAUGGUGAAGCAGAUAAACUGUGCGACAUCAAAGGCUCCCUCCUCUUGUAUAAGAACAUGGCUAGCCCGGACAAGACAUUGAAGAUCUUCAAGAAUGCUUUCCACCAUUUACAUAAGGAGGCACCAGACAUCGUUGCAGAACUGCAAACACUGAUUAGAAAGUGGCUCAGUGACCGUCUGCCACCAAUGGUAGACUGA